Medicago truncatula (barrel medic) is the source of this 3214-nucleotide messenger RNA. RefSeq names its product receptor-like protein kinase HERK 1. Bases 437 to 2959 code for a protein of 840 amino acids. Gene Ontology annotation, biological process: protein phosphorylation. The transcript has 2 exons. Gene Ontology annotation, molecular function: protein kinase activity; ATP binding. The record is from RefSeq and is a predicted model, not a curated record. NCBI's taxonomy places the organism in Eukaryota, Viridiplantae, Streptophyta, Magnoliopsida, Fabales, Fabaceae.
AUAUCCAUCUGUUACUUACUACAUGCUUCCUAAUAUUAUAAUAACAACAACAAUAUCAUUAACUCUUGUUUUUAUUGCUUCUCAGUGAGUUACCAACUCAUCUAUCUCUCUUUAUUUCCUUUUAUUUAUUUUACUAUUUUAUUCUUUCUUCACAGACACAACAUCGGUUAUCAUGCUUUCACUUCAAUUACCAGCUCAGCCACCUGAACAUUAAGCUGGUUAUUUCAUUUUUGCACAUAAAAAACAUAAAAUAAUAAAACUAGUACAUAUAAGAAUCUAGUACUAUAACAAAUUGUUAAGGUUGUUUUGUUUCCAUCAGGGUGGUUUUUUUUUUUUCUUUUUCUCCUCUCUCUGCCUUAGAUCUUCCUAGUUCUUGUGUUCUUAAGCAGGAUUGAAUUUGAAAAAAGAGAAGGAAAUUAAUUAAUACAUCACUAUCAUGUGGAAUUGUAGAGAAGAUUGGUUAAUUAUAUUCAUCUAUGUCUUAUCAGUUUUUCCUUUGGUAUGUUUUUCUGCAAACUUUGUUCCUAUAGAUAAUUAUCUUAUAGAUUGUGGAUCACAUACAAAUACUUCAAUAGGUAGUAACCUCAAUUUCACAUCAGAUACUUUCUUUAAGAAUUUCCUUUCAACACAAGAAGAUAUUCUUGCAAAUACCACCUUGAAAUCAAUCAACUCCACCACUGAUUUUUCACCUCUUUAUCAAACUGCAAGAAUCUUCAUUUCAUCUUCAAAGUACACAUUUCCUAUUAACAAAAAGGGUAGGCAUUGGAUCCGUCUUUAUUUCUUUCCAUUUUCGUAUCAAAAUUACAAUCUUAGUGCUGCAAAUUUUGCUGUUACCACAGAACAUAAUAUCCUUCUUAGUAGCUUUAGUGUGCCGAAAAAAAAUCCUGUUAUGAAGGAGUACUUGGUAAAUGUGACCUUAGACACACUUGUCAUCACCUUUACCCCAUCGAACAAUUCCACUGCUUUUGUGAAUGCUAUUGAAGUUGUUUCUGUGCCUGACGACCUAAUUGCCGAUGAUGCUAUCGCCUUGAAUCCGCGAAGAGAGUACACAGGGUUGUUGACAGAUGCAUUUGAGACGGUUUUUAGGCUUAACAUGGGUGGUCCAAGUGUUUCCUCUAGUGUUGACCCGCUUCAUCGAACUUGGGUUCCAGAUACAAGCUUCCUGAUACAACCUAACCUUGCUACUAAUUUUUCAAGUAUAGGUGCUGUUAAAUAUGCAAAGGGGGGUGCAACAGAAAAUAUUGCUCCACCUAGUGUCUAUGGUACUUUAACCGAGAUGAACUCGGAUGGUGAUCCGCGUAGUAAUUUCAAUGUAACAUGGAAGUUUGAUGUCGAACCAGGAUUUCAAUACCUUGUUCGACUUCAUUUCUGUGACAUUGUCAGUAAAGGUCUUAAUGAACUUUAUUUCAAUGUUUACAUUACUUCCUUGUUGGCUGCCAAGGAUCUUGAUAUCGGUGAAAAGACUCAUAAUACUUUGGCUACUCCGUAUUUUAUGGAUUUUGUUACGACACCGUCAGUUGACAAUAAAAUUCUUGUAAGUAUUGGCCCUUCUGAUGUCAAUAGUGAUUACCCUAAUGCAAUUUUGAAUGGACUUGAGAUCAUGAAAAUGAACAACUCUAUCAGCAGUCUCAGCGCAUCUGCAGCCGUGUCUUUGCCGAGUAGUCAUGGUUCAAAAUCUAAGAAAGUUGGUGUGAUAGUGGGUGUUAGUCUUGGGAUAUUUUGCGCACUGGUGGCCAUGGUUGGAGGUUUCUUUGUACUCAGAAAGAGAAGAAGACAGUUGGCACAACAAGGGGAUUCAAAGACAUGGGUUCCUUUAUCGGAUGGAACUUCUCACACAAUGGGAAGUAAAUAUUCAAACGCCACAACAGCCAGUGCUGCUUCAAAUUUCGGGUAUCGCUUUCCUUUUGCGGUAGUUCAGGAGGCAACAAACAAUUUUGAUGAGAGUUGGGUUAUCGGCGUAGGUGGUUUUGGUAAGGUAUACAAAGGUGAAUUAAGCGAUGGAACUAAAGUUGCUUGUAAGAGGGGGAACCCUCGGUCGCAUCAGGGACUUGCAGAGUUCCGAACUGAAAUUGAAAUGUUGUCUCAGUUCCGUCAUCGACAUCUAGUAUCAUUAAUUGGAUAUUGUGACGAAAGGAAUGAAAUGAUCUUGAUAUAUGAAUACAUGGAGAACGGAACUGUCAAGAGUCAUCUGUAUGGUUCAGGUCUCCCUAGCUUAAGUUGGAAGGAACGACUUGAGAUAUGCAUUGGAGCAGCUAGGGGGCUCCAUUACCUUCAUACCGGCUAUGCUAAAGCAGUUAUUCAUCGUGAUGUAAAGUCUGCAAAUAUCCUACUUGAUGAGAACCUCAUGGCAAAAGUAGCCGAUUUCGGGCUAUCAAAGACCGGACCGGAGAUUGAUCAAACGCAUGUGAGCACAGCUGUCAAAGGGAGUUUCGGCUACCUUGAUCCGGAAUAUUUCAGAAGGCAACAACUAACAGAAAAAUCGGACGUGUAUUCAUUUGGGGUAGUUCUGCUUGAGGUUCUGUGUGCAAGACCUGUUAUAGAUCCAUCCCUUCCACGAGAAAGGGUGAACUUGGCAGAAUGGGCGAUGAAAUGGCAGAAAAAAGGGGAACUUGCGCGAAUCGUGGAUCCAACACUUGCUGGGAAAAUAAGACCGGAUUCUCUAAGAAAGUUUGCAGAAACUGCUGAAAAAUGUUUGGCUGAUUUUGGUGUUGAUAGGCCUUCCAUGGGAGAUGUAUUGUGGAAUUUGGAGUAUGCUCUUCAACUUCAAGAGGCUGUUGUUAAAGGAGAUCCUGAAGAAAACAGUACUAAUAUGAUCGGCGAACUCUGUCCGCAAAUCAACAAUUUCGAGCAGGAACCGAGUGUUUCUGUUGAGCAAUCUGAAGCUUCCAGUUUAGAUGAUCUUUCAGGCGUUUCUAUGAGUAAAGUAUUCUCGCAGCUGGUGAAGUCUGAGGGAAGGUGACUUUGAAUAGUACAUUUAAAAGUUCUGCAUGUUACAUAAGUUUUUAUAGUUUGUUGGCUUGUGUCUUCUAAACUGUAGUUCGGUUAUUCGUAGCAACAGAGUUGUAAAUAAAGACCAAGUUAAUGAUGACACGUGCUUUUCCUAGUUGUUAACUUAACAAUGCAUUCACAUGUUGAAUCUCUAGACAAAAUCUGCAUUUUGGUCUUUGAAAUUGUAACGGUCGGUCAGUCAAUUUAGUCUUUCAAAUUUAUAAAA